AGGCACGUCACGAAGCCUUGGGACCAGUCAUCUUCGUAUCCUACUGUGUUCCCCUGCCAUGUUCCCGCCAGUUUCCUGUCUUUGCUCCACCGACUAACUGGAAGAACUCAGAUCACUUUGGCAGCGCUAUCUAUUAAGUGCUUAGCUAUAUAUUCUACAUGUAUAUGAGUGGCUUACAGUGAUACGUGUAUGUAAGGAAGGCUUCAUAACAGUCUUAGGGUCAAUGCCCACGGUUGGCAAACAGCCAGAACAUGACAUCGGCAGGUAAAAAGCUUUCAGAUCGAUUCCUUAUAGGCGAGGAGUUGGGACGCGGCGCCUAUGGGCAAGUAUACAAAGGCAUCGACUACACGAAUGGCGAUACAGUGGCCAUCAAGCAGAUAUCCUUGGCGGGCAUCCCGUCUGAUAACCUUCAGAGUGUUAUGGGCGAGAUUGACCUUUUGAAGACCCUCAACCACAAGAAUAUCGUCAAGUAUAUAGGGUCCUUCAAGACCCGCUCCCACCUUUACAUUAUCCUCGAGUUUAUGGAAAAUGGCUCUCUCGCGAGCAUCAUCAAGCCAACAAAGUUUGGGACAUUCCCGGAGAGCCUGGUAGCGCUGUACAUCGCCCAGGUCUUGCAAGGCCUCCAGUACCUGCACGAGCAGGGUGUUGUACACCGUGACAUCAAAGGUGCCAACAUCCUUACCACCAAGGAUGGCCUCGUCAAACUGGCUGACUUCGGUGUCGCAGCCAAGCUUGGGGAGGUGGAGGAGCGGCGGGACGUGGUGGGAACACCCUACUGGAUGGCUCCUGAGGUGAUCGAGAUGACGCAGGUGACCAGCAGCAGCGACAUCUGGUCGGUGGGCUGCCUCAUCGUGGAGCUGCUCACCGGCUACCCGCCCUACUUUGACCUCAACGCCUGCUCAGCCAUGUUCCGCAUUGUCCAGGACGCCAUGCCGCCGCUGCCGGAGGACAUCAGCCCCCUGCUGAGGGACUUCCUGUCGCGCUGCUUCCUAAAGGACGCCAAGCUGCGCCCGGACGCGCGGACGCUGCUGCAGCACGAGUGGCUGCAGCACAACCGCCGUACACUGCGCAUGAGCUGGCGCCGCGACCAGGGCCUCGCCAUCCGCACCCUCGUUAAAACACGCGCCGCCAAGCAGUCCGCAGACGCGCAUGAAACCAUUAACAGCGUGCUAGCGCGCAUGGCAGCUGUGGAUAACGAGGAGGACAGCACGGGCCGCACCGCAGCGGAUUCCUCGGCGCAUGCAGCAAUGGCGGAAGGGCCGCUGGGUUCGGGUGCUAGGCCGGCGCCUGGCGAUGGCUUCAGGGAGGGCGCGGGAGGCGCUGCUGGUGGCAGUGCCGGUGCGGAGCAGGUGGUGAGCGGCGAGGAUGUGAGGGUUGCGUUGAUACCCGAGGGUACGGCACAGUCCUCAGCCCCGCAGUACAGCUCAUCGUCGCACCCCGCUGCUGGCGGCGGGGUGGUGGGAUCCACGUUGCCGUACAUGCCGGUCGCCGGCGCCUCCCAACAGCAGCAGUCGCAACAGCAACAACAGCAGCAGCAGCAGCCUAUGCUGUUGGGGCAGCAGAGCUUGCAAGCGAGCAACGUGAUGCCGGCUGGGGUGCUCGCGCCGCAGACCUCUGGGGCGGCUGAUGGCAUGCCCCCCUUAUCCAUGACCACCUCGCCUGUCGCCUUGGCCCAAAUGGCCAUGUCGGGGGUAGAUCCAGGGCAGCAGCAAGCGUUGUUAGCAGCGGCAGGGCAGCCGCCCUCUGGGCUCAGCAACCUCAUACAGCGGCUUCAAAGAGACGACGCCUUGUUGUAUCAACAACAGCAGCAGCAGCCAGCGUUGAUAUCGGAUGGUGGGUCAGCUGGGUUUGGCGGCCGACCCACGGUUCGUAACCUUGCAGCAUGGACGGAGGGUGGCGGCCAGUCGUACGAUGCGCUGCGGAUACCCUCGCGGCACUUGGCCGGCGCGCAUGGCUACGGGUACCUGCCUGGGGAAGGAGGCCUCUUCUUCGACGGCGCCAUGUACGGCGUCCUGGAGGCUGAGUCCAUGGGUAGCACCUUCACCACGCAGGCUACUGAGCUGCGCAGGACGGUUCGUGAUUUGGUCCGCAACCUGCGUCCCGGCACACGCCAGGACGCGGCCGCCACCAGUUCAGCUCGCGCCGCCAGCACUCUGGAGCAAAUGAUAGCUCCUCCCACCACCUCAACAACAGCAGCGCAGCAGCAGCAACCACAAUCACAACGACAACCCGGUGCAGGGGGUACCGCGGCAGGGGAGCAGGCGCCCGCCGAAGGUUCGGGAGCUGCAGCCCCGCCGCAGUACGCGCCGGCUGAGGUCAAGUCGUUGUUCCUGAGCGAGGGCGGCGUGCUGGUGCUGAUGGAGCUGCUGGACACGGACAGCCAGAAAGCCGUGGAGGCGGCUCUCGACCUGCUCUCCGCACUCGUCCGCGACGACGUCCGGCUGCUUGAGAGCCUGUGUCUGGUGGGUGUGGUGCCCGCCGUGGCCCGCUUCACGCAGCAGCCCUGGCCCGCGGGUCUGCGGCUCAAGGCGGCGGCGUUCGUACACUCGCUGUGCUUCCAGCGCGACUCCACGCUGCAGCUCUUCAUCGCCGCGGGCGGCCUGAAGCAGCUGUGCUCCAUGGUGGCCGACAGCGUGGCUUCGGAGCCCUCGCCGCUCAGCCAUGUGGCCAUACAGUGCCUGCUGCAGGUGCUGCAGUGCUACGCCACCCUGCCGCUCAACUACAUCUGUCGCAUCCUGGCGCACUGCGGCCUGGUGCCCCGACUGUACAAGCUGCUCAAGGAGGUCAUCGUCGCACGCAGACGCAUGGCGCCGCAGCACCAGGCAGCCGCACAGGCAGCCGCCGCUGCAGCCACCAAGGCGCCGGCUCCUGCUGCUGCGGGGGGCGCUGGGAACGGCGCCGCUGCAGGAGGGGGUUCAGGUGCGCUUCACGGUAGGUCGGUCUCCAGCGCUGCAGUGUUGUCUGGGAACGGCUCCCCGCCGCAAGCGAACGGGGUACAUGACGGAGCAGCAGCAGCAGCAGGAGGAGGGGGCGGUGCGGCGACGCAGGCGGCGGAGGCGGCGGGCGGAGGCAGCAGCAGCCGGCCGCACCGGGCGAUGUCGCUGCCGGCGGGCGGUGCGGCAACAGGGGGGGCAGUGACGGCUGGGAGCAUUCCUGGCGCAACGUUGACGUAUGACCAGGUGACCUACCUGCUGGACAAGUCUGUGUACCUGCUGGUGGUGCUGAGCAAUGCGGACGGCGCCGUGAAGGCCGCCAUGUGCAGCCACGAAAACCUGCUGCAGCACCUGGACUGCCUGGUGCGACUGCAGCCGCCGCAUCUGGUGGAGCUGCUGCGCUGCCUGCGCAACCUCACCAGCGACCCCUCCGUGCUGCCUGCCAUCAAAGACUCGGGAGCCAUUGCCUGCCUGGUGCCCAUGCUGGGGGCACCCGCAACGGGAGUUGCCGCCGCGUCAUCCACCGUGGCCGCCGUCUUCAACCCCGGUGGCGCCGCCGGGGGUGCUGCGGGGGGCGGUGCUGCUGGUGCUGCCUCGGCCGCUGCGGGCCCCAACCCGCUUAAUACGGCGGUUGUGCUGCCCAAGAGCGAGGUGCAGAUGGAGGCCCUGAAUGCGUUGUACAAUCUGUGCAUGUUCAAUAAGAAGGUCCACCUAGAGGCCGCUGCAUCUGCUGGCAUCAUCCCCCACCUCUGCUCCUUCGCCGCACAAGCCUGCGCAGCUGUAGCCGCCACUCGCUCCCAGCGCCAAGCCUCGUCGGGCUCCGCCCAGGCCCCUUCCACCGCCGCCUCGUCCACGCCUGCUCAGCCUGCCGCGGCAGUUGACGUCUCGGGAAUGACCCCUGGGUCACCAGCCGCCAUCCAGGCCGCAGCGGCGCAGUGGCCCACGGUUCGCGGCUUCGUGGUGCCGCUGCUGCUGGGCAUGGUGGUGUGCAGCAGCGCCACUCGCAACAAGCUGUACGGCAACCACGGCCUGGACAUCUUCCUGCACCUGCUGUCGGAUGAGGACAGUCGCAGCGUGCUGGGUGUGCUUCAGGCGGUUGACAGCUGGCUGGCUGAGGACCACAGCCGGGUGGAGGUGCGCAUCACGCAGCGCGACGCGGUGGCGCACCUGGUGCAGCUGUACGCCAGGAGCUGUGCGGCGCAGGACAUGCAGUCCAAGCUGGAGGCGCUGCGCACCAUGCUGGGCCGCUCCUCCAAGCUGGCGGUGGCGCUGGCCAUGGGCGGGCUGGUGCCCUGGCUGCUGGCCAUGAUUCAGCACGCGGCGCCCAUCAACCGAGUCAAGAUCCUGGACAUCGUGCGGAUUCUGUACGAGCACUACCCUCGUCCCAAGGAGUUCAUUCUGAUGUACAAGAUCCAAGAUGUGCUGGCCAUGCUGGUGCGCACGCAUGGUCGCGACGCGGACGCUGUCAUCCAGCAGGCGCAGCGCCUGCUCUCGGCAUUUGACAUCAACGUGCUGUUAUGAGGAAGCCAGGCAGCGGAGGGGGAGCACGGGGUUCUAGGGAAGGGAAGGAGGGGAAGGAGGCUGGCAGGCUGCUGCUGCUUGGGAAGUCUGGGCAUGGCUUUUGGAGGGAGGCCAGUGCUUAGUGAGGUCGUGAGCCCUAACAUCCUUGGAUGGGUAUUCAGGUGUUGAAGGGCUUAAGCUGAGGGCUGUGUGUAGCGUGUGAAUGUGAGGGGAGCGAGGAAAGGCUCAUGGCGAGGUGUGAGGAUGGGAUGGCAGACAGCGGCGCUUGCAGAAGGACGGCACUGUAGAACGGCUGUAUGGCAGAUACUCGUGUUCUGGGAAGAGGGAGAUCUCGGUGAUGGUUACUUGCUGAGAGCUGGGGCAGUUUCGUGGUGUCGCGGCUCGUUUGAAGGCUCCCGCUGCUCGCUUUGUGCUUCCCAUCCUGGGGUACUAUCGUACUGGUUCAGCAAUGCCGGUGACGUGAUUCGUUCAAGGGCCAAGCCGUUCAAGCGCAGUAGCAAACUUGGGAUGCAGGGCUUGAACCCCCUGAAGUGUGAAGCGUGGAAGCCUGAGUAGCCCGUACAGCAUAAAGUACAAUGGAUCUGUAACGAUUCAGUGCUGCCGAUAACCCAUGG
This is a messenger RNA of Astrephomene gubernaculifera, 5068 nucleotides long. The record is from the annotation of a GenBank genome assembly. NCBI's taxonomy places the organism in Eukaryota, Viridiplantae, Chlorophyta, Chlorophyceae, Chlamydomonadales, Astrephomenaceae.